Molecule: messenger RNA, 2340 nt
Organism: Nothobranchius furzeri (turquoise killifish)
Lineage: Eukaryota; Metazoa; Chordata; Actinopteri; Cyprinodontiformes; Nothobranchiidae
Gene: foxd2
Product: forkhead box D2
Biological process (GO): cell differentiation; anatomical structure morphogenesis; regulation of transcription by RNA polymerase II
Molecular function (GO): RNA polymerase II cis-regulatory region sequence-specific DNA binding; DNA-binding transcription factor activity, RNA polymerase II-specific
Source: RefSeq, a predicted model, not a curated record
UUUGGGAGCUAAGGAGGAUAGUGUGAGAGUUUGGAUGCCUACCCAAACUCGCGCGUAAAAGCUGAAAGCCGUAUGGAUAUCUAGGUGAUCAGCGGCGGAACGCCACGGAUCUAAGCAGAACCUGAGCCUCAGCUCGUCCAAGCCAACUUGAUUUCUAACUUUUUAACGGCUGUCAUAAGUUUUCUUCCUUUUUGUUUGUUUUUUUCCUCAAGAGCCUCUGACUGUCGCGCAUGAAAAGCACCAGAUGCCAAGGAGUCGUCCGAUCUCAGGUCAAAGAGAUUUUUCUCUUUUUCAUAGAUUCUAGCCAUGUGCGGUUUUAUUAGUUGGACAUAAAGUAACUCCCCGGUGUGGGUGUAGGGAAGUGAGGGAGGGUGUGUGUGCGCGCGCGCUCUGAUCAAACGGGAGAAGAACUCUUGGAGAAAGAGGGGAGGCGAAGCUGCAUCUCCAAGGAUGACUUUGGGGUCGGAUAUGUCCGACAGCUCUGCUUUGUCCGAGGAUGUGGACAUUGAUGUGGUUGGUGGAGACAUCUCAGUCGGAAAGGACGGACAAUAUCUCCACGACUUCCACUUGGACAAUGACUCGGACGAUAAUUACUCGCAGAACGCGGCCGAGAGGGUUUCCUCUCCGGGGCUCAGCAGCUCCGAUUGCCCGUCAGAGCAGAUGGGAUCCAGCACAGAGCCCGGGACUGUGAUCGGCGACAAACCCAGAAAAAGUGCUCUUGUGAAGCCUCCGUACUCCUACAUCGCCCUGAUCACCAUGGCCAUCCUGCAGAGCCCUAAAAAACGGCUCACCCUGAGUGAGAUCUGUGAGUUUAUCAGCAACAGAUUCCCGUACUACCGGGAGAAGUUCCCCGCGUGGCAAAACUCCAUUCGCCACAAUCUUUCUCUGAAUGACUGCUUUGUGAAAAUCCCCCGGGAGCCGGGCAACCCCGGGAAGGGCAACUACUGGACCCUGGACCCGGACUCCGCGGACAUGUUCGACAACGGGAGCUUCUUGCGCAGGAGGAAACGCUUCAAGAGGCACCAAAGCAACGAAAUCCUCAGAGACUCCGGAGGCUUUCUGCCCGGGUUCGGAUACGGCCCAUACGGAUACAACUACGGACUUCAGCUGCAGAACUUCCACGCGGCCCACAGCCCCUUUCACUCGCACCACACAGGUGGCUCCUUCCCUUUCCCCAACGCCCCCUGCACCUUACCCUCCUCAGCCUCCAUAUUCCCCGCGCCACAUCACCUGCCCUCCCUUCUGGGGACCGAUUUAAGAAAGCCUUUUUAUCCACAACUGAGUCCGUCCCUGCCGUCCCUCAAGACGGACACAAGCACCCAGAGUCGCCCAUCCUUCUCCAUAGACAACAUCAUAGGAGCGGCCAACUCCAGCACCUCUUCCUAUAGCGCGCAGGCGGGCAGCCAAGCGCAGAUCCUGGCCAUGCUGACCCCGGCUCUGGCCUCCGCCUCCACACAUUUGAACUUAUCACAGGAGGGCCUUUUCCAAGCAGCGCCUCAAACCCAGACUUUCCCCUCCAAAAACCCAAAUAUGAACACAUGCCCCUUUUAAAGCACACACUAUUAAUGACAAUUAUAAGAAAAAUAAUUGUGACAUCGUCCUACGUGAAGGUAGGAUGAACCUUUUUGCUGAAAAAUCCAUGUUGGGACUCUCCUAGUUUCCUUCAACACUAAGAGGAGAGAUGAGUUUAUUUAUAGUGUAAAUAUGUGAAUAACUGAGAGACAGAACUCGGGCCAGCAGUAACUUCCACUUGUGAGAAGGAUCAAAAUUAAAGAAAAGAAAAGCAAAAUCUGAGAUCAGAACAUUACGUUUAAGCUAUCACGGGGAUUGUUUUCACUUUUUAUAAAUAAUAAUUAAGAAUUUUAAUAUGAUUUAUGUUGUGUUUGAUUUGUGCAUCGUGAGAAAUUGGCACUAACGUCGACACAAAGGCUGAGGAGAAACGCAAACUCAGGUUUUAUUUAGAAAGCACAUAAUAGAAAUGAAUUAAUGCUCUUUAUUCCCCUUCGGACUCUCAUUUUGACGCAGUGAAUUUGUGGCUUUAUCAUUUCAUGUUAUUACCCGUGAACAGAGCCCGUAAGGUUUUGGUCUGCUCGUUCCUCUAUUUGCAAUUUAAUCUGUGAAACAUACAAUGUGUCAUGAUGUGUUGCCAUUAGAUAAGCACCUAAAUGUCCAUAGGUCAUUAUUUUGUUGUGAUGGCAAGAAUAAUAAAUAUUUGUGAGUUUGAAAACGAAAAAAAAAUCGUUAUUUUUUUGUUGAAAUAUCUUUACGGGAAUCUAGAUCAUAAUUUUUUUUGUGAUAUUAUUAUAAUUAUUUAUUAAAUAAAAGGCGUUCCUAUUCAAA